UCCCCAUGGAGCACCACCCUCUGGGUCCCUUCUAGCUCAGGUUUUUCUCUGAUGCAGAAGACAGACAUUUGGGGGGUGAGAGAAGUCAGCCUCAGACCACGUCACUCUCUUACAAUUUGGAAUCUCAUGUGUCCACACAGCCCAUCUAGCUCUUACUUUAGGAGCCAUGACUCCUUUUACAUAGUGGAGGGGAAAAUAUACAAAUUGAAUUUUAGGCUAUUAGGAAGCCCUUUUAUAAAAAGUGAACGAUUGUCACUUAUUCAUCAUUGUUUUCAUAAAUGUAGGCUUUCUCUGAUUGGCUUAAUGUGGAGUGCUCCUCGUGUUGGUCUCCCAGCUUCCCAGGUGGCUCUGGCACUACCUCUUCAUGGGCACGUGGCUUUCGUUCACCUGAUCCAUGGCAGCGGCAGAGCGCUGGGUUGGACUGUUUAGCCUGCAUCGCCUGGAAGGGUUGGCUCUGCUGUUUCCUCCUUGUGUCUGUUUCUCCACUUUUCCAUUUACUUAGACACUCAUCAUUCUUACUUCAGAUCACUGUUACUUGGAGUAUUCUUUUCAUCUCAAAGCCCUACAGGUGAGGCCUGCCUCCAUUUCCUUUGUUUGAAACAAAGGAACUAGGGAGGCCAUACCUGAGCUGUUUUUCUUGGUAAUAGAAUUAUGGUUGUGUUACUUGCUCAGGUGAGGUGACAUCUUAAAGGUGCAUCCCAGAGCACCUGCUGCACCCCCUCCCCCAAGCAUCUGAAGACAGAACUGCCACCAGUGCAUCUGGGCUGAAAGCAGCUUGGGACCCUGGCCACUUCCCCUUAUUGGGGAAGUGCCUCUCUGCCCUGAAGGGGUGGCUUCCUUGUUCACUUAAGAGGCUCCAUCCAGGAUUGACCUGUAAGCCCUGAGUGACACCUCUAGUUCCUCCAUGGGCCUCUGGCCCUGGCAGGAAGUCUGAGGGAUGGGGGCAAGUAUGCACGUCAGGGAUAAAGUUGCUGCUGAGGUCAUGGGGCUUGUGGAGAGAGCAUGGGCUCUGGAGCCGCAGCCCUGGUUCAAAUCCUGAUUCUAGAUACCUAUGUGUCCAGGGCGAGUCGCUUACUCCCUCCGAGCCCGCAGUUUCCCAUCUGCAACAUUUGGAUAUAGUACUUCUCUCUUAUGUUUGUUAAGAAUGAGUAAUAUAUACAAACACUUGAGCUAAAGAGGUACUCAGUAAAUAGUAGUUAUGCUCAUUUUUCUCCAGGAAAUGAUUACUUUCUCAUAUCGACAAACCUGGAGAGGAGGGGCGUCUGCCCCCCUGCCUUGUCUCCCUCCACACUUUUUCCCACUGCGUUCCUGGAGACACCCUCCCUUCAGCCCUGUUUCCCUGGGCUCUAGCAGAGAGGGUCCGGUUGGGUUGGGUUCAUCUUUGCCAGCCUUGGAUUAUGCUGAGGGUCUGCACAAGUGGCUCUCUUUCCAGGCACUUGCCUACACGCAGUCCGGGGAGCUUUCCUUCUGUCGUGGUUUGCAGGCUUUUACCAAGAGCAUGUGUUUGUUGGGAAUAGAUGUUCAGGACCGAGACAAACACUGUUGCCAUGUGCUUUAGGGGCAGCAGGUAUGGGUCUGAUGCAGUCAGCUUUUUUGAGGCUGCUUUCUGCUGCCCUGUACCCCUCUGCACCUGAGGAGCCUAUAUCAGUUGCAUGCGCUUAAGAGAUUGGGGCAGAAUCAGGCCAUUACCUCCUGGCUUUGAUAAAACAGGAGAUGUGGCAGCCCUUCUGGAAAACACUCUUCUGGAAGAGCUCUUCUCCUUGGAGCUGGUGACACUGAGCCCUUUCCUUGCCCUGUGGGCCCCACUUUCCAAUCCUCGCCCCCCACGAACUUAUGUGAAUGGCAGGAGCUGGUCCAGCUCCCCCCCUAGGUUUCGGGAUCCCAACACACAGUUUUGUUUCAGCAGCAUUGAGUUGAGCCAUCCUCCAUACCCCAGCUUAGGAAAGUCGAGGGCGGGCACGGGAAGGUGGCCAUGAGCAGAGGGUGCGUCCACCCGUGCUGCAGAGUCCCAGCCCGCAGUAUCCGCGUGGCGGCCAGGCUGUGAAGGAUGGAGAGCGUGGGCUCAGGCCUGCCUGUGACCUCUGUCUUCUGUCUGAUGGGUCAGGAGGGGGCUCUCCCCAGGACCUCGGGGAACACCAGCCUUCCACUCAGACCAGAGCAGAUUUCUUGUUUAUUCUGAAUGAUCAUUGUCAGAGUUCAUGUUGUCCUUGGGCUUCUGGAUCUAGGUGAAGAGGCCUGGGCUGUGGGGUUGCCAUCCUGGGAGGAGGAGCAGGCGUGCCAGCCAGCAGCCCUUAACUAAGCAUGGGAUUGCCUGGUGUGACUGGUUUUGCAGAGGGUUGUGUCCUGAAGUGCCCCAAUAUGGCACUUGAAUCUCACUCCUCUUUUGGGCUGUGGGCCUCCGAGUGGCCAGCUCUGGAGCUGGUUACCCGUAUCCUCAACAAGCAUGUUUUACAACUCAUCCCACUGUCUGGAGUCCAGGGAGGGCGAGCCUUCCCCCUGGCCUGGGCCACUCUGGCUGCUGUCAUCAAAGACCUGUUCUGUCUAGCCAGCAGAAGAGAACGCUUGAUUUUCUCUUGCUGAAGCCAGCCGUUUAGCUGUUGAGUAGCUGUUAAAUGCAGGCUCCUCUAGGGGCCUGAUCUCCCAGCACACAGAGCCCCUCCUUCACCAGGGCCACCAACAGCCUGUUGGGAUGCAGGUGCCUCCCAGCACGUUUACAGGGUGACACGUGGUCCCUGGGUUUGUGUCUCUGUACAUGUUACCGUUUUUGUCUCCUCAGCUGUACUGGGGGUUUGGUCCUGGUUUCCCCUUGUCCUUGGUACCUCUCCUCCCAUGUCCUCCUCCGCCAGAGAGUGAAUGGCCUGCCCUGGGCCUGGCACUUCUCUGCUGGGCUCUGACGGCCUGGAGAGAAGUCUCUUCCCAAGUUGUUUGGUGCGCUCACCUGAGGACUAUCAGUUGUAAUGUCCGUAUUUUGUCAUCUGUUUUUGUGAUACUGCGCGGCUUAUCUGCCUGGCAGAGGCACAAUCAUUCCUGAAGUGGGGGCGGGGGUCACUUAACCCGUGGGCUGUGCCCUCAGGACAGUGUCCCUCCUCUGUCCCCUCUCUGGCUGUCCUAGAAACUAUUGGCCAAAACUACAGAACUGUUCCUUCUCUAUUCUCCCUGAUAAGCUGUUUCCAGCCCCUGGAGCUGGGGGUAAAGUUUGGCCAUCUCUGCCUUUUGUAUGCGUGUGUAUUAGGCAACAGCAGGUAUUGGAAAAUCUGUCCUUUUGCUCCGAUGCUGGUGCUGCUGUCUCCUUCUCCCUCGGUGGCAGAAGCAGCAGCUUCUGCUGCGAUGUCCGAUCCCUGAUGUGUUUUCCUGAGUGUGGAAGGGAGGAGGGUGGGCAGGGGAGGAGGGGGGGAGGGCCAGACGUUAUGCGAGCGAGCAAGGACUGUGGAGCCGGCAGCAGGCAGCGUGAGAGCCCAGGAGCCUUUAGACAAAGCAUUCUGCUGCGGUUCUGGACGCGCACACAUCCACCAGCAGCAGGCCGGACCAUGGCUGCCCAGCCGGGGGAUUACGAGCAGGAAUGAAUCAGCAGCCGGGGGACACUUGACAUCAAGGACAUACAAGAGCCCGCCACUUAGGUUCCUGGAAAAGACGGCCCCACUCCAGGGCAGGGGAGCUCAAGCAGCCCCCAGACUCAGCAUCUCGCAGUGCUGCUGCAGUGUGCAUUGGGACCCUGACCACCAUCUGUUCAGCAGAGGACAGAGGAGAGGGGGAGCCUGGGACAGUGGGUCACCAGGGUCUCCUAGACAACCAAGCCACCUGGCCUUGGCCUGCCCCGAGGGGCAAAGUGCUGGGAACAGCAUAAUGACUUUCACCGUGUCAAGAGUUCUCCGGAGGUGAUGUUUUUAUAGUUGGUUCUUCUUUUUCCUUCCUUGCACCUCUUCUUCCCUUUUUCCUUUUUUCUUCUUUUAUCUGUUCUUGCCCACGAGAACUGGAGAAGUAGGUGGGGUUAAGGCGUUCAGCUCAGAACAUCCAAGGUCUGCCCGGAAGGGCUGAACUUUCUUCCUCCCUGCACCAGCAUGCUCCCCUGUCCUACCUGAGGACCGGAGCAAAUGCAUCUCCUCCCCUCCCUGCUCAUCCUCAGAGAAGGACAGCAAGCUCCGGAGACCCUGGGAAGACAGUUGCUGUCUUUAUCACUCAGCCAAAGAGAGAGCAGCGCAGAAUGGGAAUAGACUUGAGCCACCACAGCUCAGCUGACGGAGGACCGCUUCCUUUCUCUCUCCUUUAUUGGGCUGGGCUUUGUCUUCUUUAGCCAAGAACUGGAUCUGCCCGCCUGCUUUCCAGCCGAGCAGGCAGGCCAGUCACGGGAGCAGCCAGCCACCGUCGGAAGAGGACGAUGAACGCCCAGCCCCCGCCACACAGCCCCGCCCGGGAAGGCGGCCCCGCGGACAGCGGCCUGGCCAGGGAGACGCCCCGCUCGCCGGCAGCCGGAGUCUAGCUGGGGACCCGGCUCCCGGCCGGAGCUCCGGCCCAUGCGCGCGCGCGCACCCGCCCGCACGCACCGCCCCGACUUGAGCCUCUGAGCACGAAGUGCCGGUGGCCAUGGUUUGCUUGUUCCGGGACUGCUGGGGAAAGACAAGUAAAAGUCUCCUUUCUCCCCUUGCCGGGUUCCUGCUGCUUGUGUUGCAUGCGCUGGCUCCCCGUGACCGUGACCGUGAACGGAGUCCUCGCUGUGGUCGCUGUGUCUGUGUCCCAACACUGCAUGAAGAGGCGCGCUCGCCCCUGACCGGCCUGUGCUGCAAGGUCGCGGGACUUGUCCCUCGUCCCCGGCCCCUUCUGGUGCCCGUGGGGACAGACUUUCUGAAAUACCUCCGAGGAGGCGGACGAGCGCCGACCCGGAGAGCGUUGGGGCUUGGCUCUCCCGAUCCCUGGGCAGCGGCCGUGCAGGUGCUGCGAGGCCCCGGAGCAGCAGGACCCAGGGGGGUGCGUGAGUGGGCCGUGGCCGCCCGGUGCCCUUGGUGCACCCACUGAGGAGGGGCCGCGGGGCCACCACUCUCCCUCCUCUAGUACGGAGUGUGGCUGCUUUAUGGUAAUGACUAUGAUGUGGCAGUGCCAUCUGUCUUCCUCUGAGUGCCGCUGCUACCGCCUCAAUGGUUUUUCCCUUUUCAAGCGUCUGCCGAUUCCUCUCUCGUCAGGUUCGCGGCCGCCGGAGCAGAGCGUCGGGGAGUGGCUGGAGGCCGUGGGGCUGCAGCAGUAUGAGAGCAGGCUGCUUCUCAAUGGCUUUGACGAUGUCCGCUUCCUGGGGCCUAAUGUGAUGGAAGAUCAAGACCUGCGGGAAAUCGGCAUCAGUGACGCACAGCACAGGCGGAAGCUGCUCCAGGCUGCGCGGUCCCUGCCCAAGGUGAAGGCUCUGGGCUAUGAUGGGAACAGCCCCCUGUCAGUGCCCUCCUGGCUGGACUCCCUGGGCCUGCAGGACUAUGUCCAUUCCUUCCUGUCGAGUGGCUACAGCUCCAUUGACACUGUGAAGAACCUCUGGGAGCUGGAGCUUGUCAACGUCCUAAAGGUGCACCUGCUCGGCCAUCGCAAGCGCAUCAUCGCCUCCCUGGCAGACAGACCCUACGAGGAGCCACCCCAGAAGCCCCCCCGGUUUUCCCAGCUGAGGUGCCAAGACUUGCUCUCGCAGACGUCGUCCCCCCUGAGCCAGAAUGACUCCUGCACCGGCCGGUCGGCUGAUCUGCUGCUGCCUUCUGGGGACACGGGCAGGAGGCGGCACGACAGUCUCCAAGACCCUACGGCGCCCUCUCGGGCCGAGCGCUUCAGGAUCCAGGAAGAGCACCGAGAGGCCAAGCUGACCCUUCGGCCCCCAAGCCUGGCUGCCCCCUAUGCCCCUGUGCAGAGUUGGCAACACCAGCCGGAGAAACUCAUCUUCGAGUCCUGCGGCUAUGAAGCCAAUUAUCUGGGCUCCAUGUUGAUCAAAGAUCUGCGAGGGACAGAAUCCACGCAAGACGCCUGUGCCAAGAUGCGGAAAUCCACGGAGCACAUGAAGAAGAUCCCCACCAUCAUCCUGUCCAUCACCUACAAAGGUGUCAAGUUCAUCGACGCCUCCAACAAGAACGUCAUCGCAGAGCACGAGAUCCGGAACAUUUCCUGUGCAGCCCAGGACCCGGAGGACCUCUGUACCUUCGCCUACAUCACCAAGGACCUGCAGACCAGCCACCACUAUUGCCACGUUUUCAGCACGGUGGACGUGAACCUGACCUAUGAGAUCAUCCUGACGCUGGGGCAGGCGUUCGAGGUGGCCUAUCAGCUGGCCCUACAGGCCCAGAAGUCCAGGCCGAUGGGGGCCUCUGCUGCCGAGAUGAUCGAAACGAAAUCUUCCAAACCGGUGCCUAAGCCUCGGGUCGGCAUGAGGAAGUCAGCACAGCUGGAAGCACCCGAUACGGACCCAGAUGCCCAGUCCCAUGCCAGCGUCUCCUGGGUUGUGGACCCCAAGCCAGACUCUAAGCGGAGCCUCAGCACCAAAACGGAGCUGAUGCUUCUCCACAGUGUGGGGACCAGAGAUAGUCAGCUGGCACCCGGUCCUGAUCGACCACCCUCAGCCUCUUGACUCCUGAGAAGGAGUCCAUCACCUCAAAGCAGUUCAGCAGCUGGGAUGGUGGAGUUGAGGCUUUCAGAAGGCCCACGUUCUCGCGUGAGGGCAUGUCAGCUUAGAUGGCGGGAGAGGAGAGCCAGUUUCCGUGGGAAGAAGCACUGUACACGUAGCGUGGCCCAGUAUGAGAGCCAGUAAGUUGCAGCGGUUGCUUUAUGAGUUGAAACCCAAGUCGACAAACCUGCCUGUCCUCGUGCCUUCCAAGCAGAUGCGCUGAGCCACGGCGGGUGCUCAGGGGAGGCUGUAAGGGACCUUCUGUUCUGCUUCUGUGUUUCCUUUCCGUUUCCUCCACCUUGUGCAGGCCCCUUUGGUUAACCCUUUCCCCCCCCC
Molecule: messenger RNA, 6958 nt
Organism: Delphinapterus leucas (beluga whale)
Lineage: Eukaryota; Metazoa; Chordata; Mammalia; Artiodactyla; Monodontidae
Source: RefSeq, a predicted model, not a curated record